This is a messenger RNA of Lizanozyma spartinae, 282 nucleotides long. Its product is annotated as F1F0 ATP synthase subunit e. Lineage: Eukaryota; Fungi; Ascomycota; Pichiomycetes; Serinales; Debaryomycetaceae. The transcript has a single exon. Gene Ontology annotation, biological process: proton motive force-driven ATP synthesis. The coding region runs from base 1 to 282 and encodes 93 amino acids. Gene Ontology annotation, molecular function: proton transmembrane transporter activity. The record is from RefSeq and is a predicted model, not a curated record.
AUGUCUGUUAACUUCAACGUCUUGAGAUACAGUGUUUUUGGUGCUGGUAUUGUAUAUGGUGCUUACCAUAGAUAUUCUUUGGAAUCUUCUGUAAAGAAGGAAGCUGCUGCAAAGGCCUAUGCUAAGGAAGAAAAGUUGAUUAGACAAGCUAAGGCUGAAUACGCCAAAUUGCAAGCCGCCAAAGCACCUGCUGCUUCAGCUUCUACUGGUUCUAUCAACUGGGAAGACCCCAACUUGGACAUUGGUAGUGCUUUAGAGUCUUUAGUUGCCAAGUUGGAAUAA